Molecule: messenger RNA, 276 nt
Organism: Botrytis deweyae
Lineage: Eukaryota; Fungi; Ascomycota; Leotiomycetes; Helotiales; Sclerotiniaceae
Exons: 1
Coding region: 1-276 (91 amino acids)
Source: RefSeq, a predicted model, not a curated record
AUGAAAAAUGGAAAUAGAGAAGGAAAUGGAAAUGGAAAUAGAGAUAGAGAUAGAAAUGGAAAUGGAGAUGGAGAAGGAGAAGGAGAAGGAGAGGAGAGGAGAGGAGAGGAAGAGGAAGAGGAAGAGGAAGAGGAAGAGGAAGAGGAAGAGGAAGAGGAAGAGGAAGAGGAAGAGGAAGAGGAAGAGGAAGAGGAAGAGGAAGAGGAAGAGGAAGAGGAAGAGGAAGAGGAAGAGGAAGAGGAAGAGGAAGAGGAAGAGGAAAAGAAAAAAGGGUAA